This is a messenger RNA of Momordica charantia (bitter melon), 642 nucleotides long. RefSeq names its product photosystem I reaction center subunit IV A, chloroplastic. Gene Ontology annotation, cellular component: photosystem I reaction center; photosystem I. Lineage: Eukaryota; Viridiplantae; Streptophyta; Magnoliopsida; Cucurbitales; Cucurbitaceae. Gene Ontology annotation, biological process: photosynthesis. The record is from RefSeq and is a predicted model, not a curated record.
UCAAUGUGUGGUUAUGAUUAUUCCCUUGGUUUAUCUUAUUAUUCAAACCCCAACUCCAAAACUUAAAGCGCUGGUUUUGGUUUUAGAGAGCAAAAAAGGGGAGCUGAGAUUUUAGCCAUGGCUGCCACUAAUCUUUCAUGCAUUGCUUCUGGAGUUGUGAUCCCUUCUUCAGCCACCAUAUCAUCUUCUUCUAGGUUAACUUCUGUGGCCUUCUUCCCCAAGAAUCCCAACCCCAUUUCUAGAAGAUUGGUUAUCCGUGCCGCCGCCGAUGAAGCCGCUCCCCCGCCGCCUGCUGCCGCCGCCACCGCCGAUGCCCCGGUUGAGGAGGCUAAGCCUAAGCCUGCCCCAAUUGGCCCCAAGAGAGGUGCCAAGGUGAAGAUUCUAAGGAAAGAGUCCUACUGGUACAAAGAUGUUGGGUCUGUUGUAACAGUUGAUCAGGACCCGAACACUCGAUAUCCAGUUGUGGUUAGAUUUAACAAAGUAAAUUAUGCAAGUGUAUCAACAAACAACUAUGCACUUGAUGAGGUUGAAGAAGUUGCUUAAGCUUUUUAAUGUGAUUUGUGUAUUUUUGAGUUAAAUGCUUGUAUAAAUACUUCCAAUUUCAAUCUAUUUCCCCUCUCUCUAUGAGUGUGUGUUUAGUAA